Molecule: messenger RNA, 1533 nt
Organism: Drosophila willistoni
Lineage: Eukaryota; Metazoa; Arthropoda; Insecta; Diptera; Drosophilidae
Gene: sinah
Product: probable E3 ubiquitin-protein ligase sinah
Exons: 1
Coding region: 137-1240 (367 amino acids)
Biological process (GO): multicellular organism development; proteasome-mediated ubiquitin-dependent protein catabolic process
Cellular component (GO): cytoplasm
Molecular function (GO): ubiquitin conjugating enzyme binding; ubiquitin protein ligase activity; zinc ion binding
Source: RefSeq, a predicted model, not a curated record
GUAGUAAAGAAAAUCAGUCAGUAACAUAUUCACUCUAAAAAUAUAUUUCAAUAUUCAACAGCUUUUAAUCCAGACCGAAAUUUAUAGUGUACAAAAAAAAACCACAAAAAAAAAACCGAAAAACUUUUUUCCUUUUAUGGUAGACCUUUUUCACUAUAGAAUCCUUGGAAGUAUAUAUUCUGGAUCUGUGGCAAAUUCUGCAAAAGUGGUGAAAAUUCUACAUAACUUUAGCCGUUUCCUGAUAGAUUUGUUCUGCAACAUGUUGCCACGUCGUCAAUCUGCACCGGCAUUGGCCCUCCCAUGUUGUGUGGUGUCCACAUCGUCAUCCAAGGAGGCUACUUCGACUGCGGCAAUUCAGGAGGAUCUCCACAAUUCCCCCACCGUGUCGACGUCAACAACGGAUGGAGCUGGAGAGCAGAUAAUGGAGCGGCUUCCACUUGUCUGUGGAAAGCCACAGGAGGCGUCUAUAAGUGAUUUUCUGGUGUCUCUGCUUGAAUGCCCUGUGUGUUUCGGUUAUAUGAUGCCGCCGAUUAUGCAAUGCUCGAGGGGACAUCUAAUUUGUUCCACUUGCCGCCAAAAGCUGACAGUUUGUCCCGUUUGCCGGGUAACCAUGUCCAAUAUCCGUAACUUGGCCAUGGAGAAGGUAGCAUCGAAAUUAAUUUUUCCAUGCAAGCAUACACACUUUGGAUGCCGUGUCCGUCUGUCCUAUGCUGAUAAGAAGGAUCAUGAAGAUGACUGUGAAUUUCGUCCAUAUUUCUGUCCCUAUCCUGAUGAGAAAUGUGUCUGGCAGGGAGCAUUGAAAGAUGUCUACAAGCAUUUGAUUACCAGCCAUGAGAACGUCAUCACAAUGGAGGGAAGUGACAUUAUUUUUUUGGCCACCAAUGUCAAUUUGGAGGGUGCUCUAGACUGGACCAUGAUCCAGUCAUGUCAUGGCCGACAUUUUCUCUUGUCGCUCGAAAAGAUUCAUUUGGGUGAAGGAUGUCAGCAAUACUUUGCCGCUUGUCGCAUGAUCGGUACCAUGCGGGAUGCCUCGGAAUUCGUCUAUGGCAUAUCCGUUGAGGCCAAUAAUCGCACACUCAAAUGGCAGUCGAAGCCGCGAUCUAUACGUGAAAGUUUUGUGGCCUUCACCAAUGCCGAUUUCUUGGUAUUAAACAAAUCUACGGUGGAACUCUUUUCCGAGGAUGGCAAUUUGGCUCUGAAUGUCAUCAUAACCAGAGCUGAGGAUAUCAAUGAAUCAUAAAUUUUUGGCAUCCACUCCCCUACCUCUCCCAAAAAAAAAACCCACUACUACAACUAAUACUACCCACCUCUCCCGCUCCCGUUCCCGCUCCCCGUUAAGACUCGUAAACAUAAUACACACACACACACACGCACACAGACAGACAAAUGGUGUUAUUUUUGUAUCUUCUCGAUGUAAUCGACGUAUUAUUCUUUCCAAAUUGGUUCAACGCCCAUUGUUGAAUGUUUUCGGAUUUUAAUUAUAUAUAAAUUCCAAGUUUAAUAAAAUCAAAAUUAGCUCGAAUUGUCUACUUA